CUUAUAUAAUUUUAUUAUGCUAAAUAGAUCAUUCAACUCAAUAAAGUCACAGAAGAAGUCUCUUUUACCUUUCUUAGCUCAGAGAGGAAUCAGAAACCCUCUUGUGAAGAGGCAAAUUUUUAAGAUCCCCUCUGCUAUUAGAAAGGGAUCUAUUCCCACCCUUGGUUUUCGUACAACAGAGGAUACCCUUACUAAAGCUGCAGAGAAGAAGCAAGGGCCUAGCGAGAGGUUGUUUAUAGUCGACAGGUUAAGAAUGUCUGAGUCCCAACAACGGAAUUGGCUUCUGCUCCUCAUGACUUUCAGUUUGGUUCCCAUUUUCUACGGAUUUCUCAACUCUCACAAAUUACUUAAGAAACUGGAGGUUAAGAGCAUCUCUCGUAAGCGGAGAGAAAGGCUUGACGAGGAGCAUGGAAUUGACAGAGAGAAAUACUUCGAUAGUUUCAAGAAACUAGACGAAGCUUACAGAGUCUCUGAGAAGGAAGAAAUAGCGAAGAUGAAGCAACUAGGAAAAGAUCCAAAUGAACUCUUCGGCAAGCAGAAGGAAGUCGAACAGACUGAAGAUGUUGACAAGAUUAUUAGAGAAGAAUUACUCAAGGAUGAUGAGAACACCAUUUCCUUCCAGAAGGGAACUAAUUUUGACAGGGUUGAGGUCACCCAGAAUUUGGAAGAAACUCCAGACCCCAGGAUUCAUGGAGCUAAGAUCAUUUUUGAUUCCAGACUUGAUGAGUUUGUCAACAAGGGUGAUAAUGAAACUCUCGUUCGUGAGCUAAAUCAAGCUAAUUAUCCAAAAAUAACAUUGAAAGAUAAGAAAGAGGCCUUAUUCGGGAAAACUACUGAUGAAAAAGAUGAAUUUGAGGAAGAAACCAGCAAAGUUUCCUUUAAAAAGAAAGAUGCAGAGGCCGAUACUGGUGAAAAGGAGACCCAUGAAGAGCAUCUUAGACGAAUUCAGCAAAAACUUAUCAACUUUAAAAGAGAAUUAGCUGAGAAGAACAUCCCCAUCGCUUUUUGUGAUUUUAUUCUUGAGAAGUUUAGAGGACAUUUUGAUAGGAAGUCAAAGGAUGAGCAAGAGAUGGAUGAUUUCUUAAACUUUUUGAAGGGAUAUAUUGUCAAGACUUACUCCUCCAAGGUUGAAGAAGCACAAAGACAGAAGAUUCUUCCAAAAGCUGAACAGGAAUAUACUCUCGAAUAUUUACUUGAAGCCAGCAAGUCUGAGGAGGCAUACCAGAAAGCUAGAGCAGAGCUAAAUCCUCACUACUCCUCUUUGGCUGAUCCAGCUUCAAGGGUGAUUAGUGAGAAAAUAGAUGAAUUCUCCGAGAAAAUUCAGGAAAAUGUCAAGAAUACUAAAUAUCAGAUUUAUUCAAUGCAUAAUGGGCUAAAGAGGAUGCAAGAACAAUAUCAGGAAUACAAGCAUUCCGAUGCGACCGGUAUCAGAAAGGGAUUUAACCCUGAUGAGCAGGACGAAUUGAUGGAUAACUUGAAAGUCCUACAGAAGUUCAUCCAGAACAAUCCUUUGAACAGGGAGAAUACUAUGUAUAGAUUCAAAGCUCUCGAGCUUAAAAAUAAGCUGAAAAAGAACUAUAACACAAAGAUUUAUGAAGAUAAUUAUAAGAAAUUACAUGAAGCUGAUAUCCUGCACCAUGAGAUCCUUAAGAAGGAAGGAGAGUACAUCAGAACUCUGGAAGAUGAAAUACAAAAGCACUGGAUUUUGAGUGAGCUUAAUAACAGAUUCGAGAUUUACCAAAAUAAAGCUCCUCUAAGUUAUGAUGAUGCGAAGAAAGCUAUUCAAGAACUUCCUCACCACUCAAAUAUCAUGAAGCUGCCUCACUCACUUGUAAAGAAUGCUGAGACUUCCUUUGGCAAUAUCUUAGAGAAGGGGAUUCCUAAUAAAUCUGAGGUUGAGCAUAGCUCUCAAAAGCUGACCUUAUCUCUGAAGAUAUUAACUGAGGUGAUCAAGUAUGACAGAUUUGAGGAUCUCACCCUCGAUGACCUUAAUUCUAGAAUAAGCCUUCAGAACUACAAAAAUUACUAUUAUCAUUUCAAAAAGUUAUUCUGUAAGUCAGUUAAUGUGCCUGCAGACAUAACUGCUCCAACCAAGAAGAACUUUGAAGAAUUCUCGAAACUUAUAGAGCAGUAUAAGAAGAUUGAAUCUGCCGAGAAAGAGGAGUUUCAUGACAUCGACAUGCUUGAGUCACUAGUUAAAGACAAGGAUUACCUCCAAGCUUACACUAUUUUGAAGAAUAAUUCCAAGUUCUUACAAUACUUAGAAGGAGCGAAUGAAGACCUGCAGACAAUUGAGGACUAUUUAGUGUAUCGAACAUUGAAGGAGAUCAAUUACUUACAAAAUUUGAGAAAGCUAGAGUAGAUUGAAGGCACGGUUCGAAAGGCGCAUUAGAGCAUAACCUGUAGUUCUUAAGAGAU
Messenger RNA from Moneuplotes crassus, 2418 nucleotides. Lineage: Eukaryota; Ciliophora; Spirotrichea; Euplotida; Euplotidae. The record is from the annotation of a GenBank genome assembly.